Messenger RNA from Didymodactylos carnosus, 556 nucleotides. The record is from the annotation of a GenBank genome assembly. Lineage: Eukaryota; Metazoa; Rotifera; Eurotatoria; Philodinida; Philodinidae.
AUGGUUGGACUUCAUAAGGUCUCCAACGCAGUUAAAUCAGACCAACUGUACAAUUUGCGUAAAGCCACUGGCCGUCACAAAUUAGCCAGUUAUCUGGCUAUUACUGAAAUAUAUGAUCCAUCAACAGACCAAUGGAACACUACUGGAAGCAUGGCAAUACCACGUGAAUUUCAUACUGCAACUCUGCUAAAUUCUGGCAAAGUUCUUGUCACUGGUGGCCAAGGAUCUACCGGUUAUUUGACUGAAUGUGAAAUAUAUGACCCAUCAACCGGCCAAUGGCAUACUGCUGCGAGCAUGGCAAAACCGCGAAAAUAUCAUACUGCAACCCUACUCAAGUCGGGCCAAGUUCUUGUCACAGGUGGCACCACCACUGAGUCAGAUGUUCUACUGAAUAGUACUGAAAUAUAUGAUCCAUUAACGGACAAAUGGAGCCAUAGUGCAAGCAUGGCAGCAGCACGUUCUGAGCAUACUGCAAUUCUACUUAAUUCGGGCAAAGUACUUGUCUCUGGUUAUGGAGUUACUUCUGAAAUAUAUGAUUCAUCAAACGGUCAGUGGA